Coregonus clupeaformis (lake whitefish) is the source of this 2888-nucleotide messenger RNA. RefSeq names its product carboxyl-terminal PDZ ligand of neuronal nitric oxide synthase protein-like. Gene Ontology annotation, molecular function: nitric-oxide synthase binding. Lineage: Eukaryota; Metazoa; Chordata; Actinopteri; Salmoniformes; Salmonidae. The record is from RefSeq and is a predicted model, not a curated record.
CAACAACAGCAACAGACACAUGUAGCUGUGGCACAGGUGCACCUGUUGAAGGACCAGCUGAGUGCGGAGGCUACAGCCAGACUGGAGGCCCAGGCCAGAGUGCACCAGCUGCUGCUCCAGAACAAGGACCUGCUGCAGCACAUCUCUCUACUGGUCAAACAGAUCCAGGAGCUGGAGGUCAAAAUGUCAGGACCCUGCUCCAUGGGUUCCCAGGAUAGUCUGUUGGAGAUCACUUUCCGUUCCACCGUCCCCCCAGUUUUGUGUGACCCUACGACCCCGCGACCCCAGGACCAUGUCAACCUAACCCUGCCAGCGCUGGGCAUCAACAUGGGCAUGGGCCAGGACAGGAUGGCCGCCCCCCUCUCCUCCUCCUCCCUGCCCCUAGGCAGCCCCCUAGUUGACCAGAGUAUGUUUGAGAACUCCAACGCCUCCAGAGCUCCAGGCCAGGGGCUCCAGGCCUCCAGGUUGACCCAGGCCUCUGCCCGUCGCUCCCUGGUCACGGCUAACCCUGCCCUGGGUAGCGGCCCUGCCGAGGCCCCCACCUCCACCACUAUCGCUGGAGGUCAGCAUAGGCUGAAGAACGCCCUGAACCUGGGCAAGGUGGUGGGGGCAAAGGUCAACGACCUGUUGCGGAGGAAGGAGCCCAGUCUUCUAGGAGACAUCGGGGUCACAGAGGUCAACAAGAACGUAGGAGCAGUCUGGAGCAAUAUGGAGGAGAUGACCCUAGGGACUACUGCCAAUAGUCAUACCUCUCUGGACUCCUUCCCUCGUCUGGACCCCCCUCCCCCCAGUAAGAAGCGUCUUCCUCGCGCCCUGAAGACCACCCAGGACAUGAUGAUCUCAUCUGACCCUGUCGUCACCACUCCCCCUGAGACCCCCGAUCACUCCCUCCUCUCCUCCCCUGACAAGACCCCCCUCAUCAGCAAGGAGCAGACCUUACCCCAGGGAGAGAGGGAUGGAGAGAACGAUGGAGGGAGAGACGGAUUCACCGGACUGACUAGCUCUCUGGACAGCGAGAGGAAAGAGGAGGAUGAGGUGGUGGAGAUAGAGAGAAAUGGGAGUAGUAAGAUGGAUGGAGUGGAAGGGGAUGAGACAGAAGAGAGGAGAGAGCCAGAGAAGACCCAGAUUCAGCUCCAGCUCUCUGUCCCAGAUCUCAUCCAUAAGGACCACCCGGACCCCCACAGGUCGAAGACGUCUGAGCACAGGCAGAAGGCCCCGGGAGUGGACAUGAGGCUGGCCUCCACCCCCGUGAAGGCUCCAUACAGGAUCAGUCUGAGUGUAAGUGAGGAUGGGCUGAUUGAGAACGGCUCCCUCUGUAUGAGAGGAUCAGCAGUUACAGACACAGAGGAGCCUGAACAACACCCCGACCUGCUCUCCUUUGAGUAGAGACACACACAAACACACACACACACACAUACAUACAUACACACAUAAAUACACACACAUACAUGGAUACAUACAUACAUACAUACACACACAGACCCUGAACCUCUGAGGCCCCAAAACAGUAGAGAGGGUGAGAUGGGGGGGAACAGCAAUGUGGAGAGGACUUGGCAGAGGGAGAGGAGAAGACAGAGAUUGUUUGUGUAAGAAAAUAAGAAGGAGAGAGGAUGUUUUUGACUAGACCCUAGACUAGGAUUAGGGGAUAGAGAUAUAGAUUGAGAUGUAGUGUGUUUGAAUGUGAGUGGGAGUUGGAUAUAGUGGGAGAGGAGUGGAUAAAGGAAGGGUAUGUGUGAGAGAGGUAGAGAGAACAAGACAGAGAAAGAGGAUCUAUUUUAGCAUCAUGAAGGGACAGACCAAAACCUCUUGGUCUGCCAAACAUUGUUUUAUAACCUUGUUUUAAGUCAUGUUUUAUAGUGUUAAUCUUAGAAGAUAAUGCUGAAAGAAGAUUUAUACCCAAGGAUUCUAGAUAUCUAGAUUUCAAAUAAAUAAUUUGAAAUGUCAUAGUACCCUUUCAUGCUGAGACAGAAUGUAUUUUGUAUGAGCUUUUAUAACUGUUGCCCUUAAGAAAAUAUCAAGCAUUCAGCGCUAAAUAUGAAAACAUGACCAGUGGCGUAACGCAGUUUCACGGGGCCCCCUCGGAAGGUCUUGCGUGGAUUGCGGGGGUGUCAGGUACACCAGUGAACACGACAUAAACACUGACUAAUAUGAUUCAACACCACAAGCACUUUCUCUGUUUUUAUACGCCCACUGUUCCUCAUUCUCACUCCACAAGUGGAGACAUGUAUUGUGGGAGACGUGAGAUUGGGUUUGUUCAGCCUGUGUGUGUCUGGUUUAUGUUUGUUGAUCGACAGUCAUUGUUUUAGUAGUGCCACUCACAGUCCUGUUGUUUUAUUUCCUUUUUAUGUGUCAUCUUUAUUUUGUCAUUUGUUUUGAAGUAAUGGAUCAUUCUGCCAAAAAAAAGUUUUGACAGAAAAUAUCACAAACACACACACACACACACACUCACAGGACACAUAGUAGGACAGAAUGAGGGGAAUGUAAGGCAGGUCUCUCCCACAGCCUCCUCACCACUCCACUCAUCCACUCCACCUCUUCCCCUCUCCUUCACUCCUCCUCUUCCCCUCUCCUCCACUCCUUCCUGAGAUGAACAAACAGAUAUAAUCCACUACCACAGCCUUUUUAUGCUCCUAGCACAGAUUAAUGAGACUUCACACCAGUGUCUCACAAAACUGACCGUAGAUCAGUGUGCAGGGGAACUACUACUCCAAUAGAACAAUGCUUAGUUAUUCUGGGUGGGGUGCAAUUAGGGUGUAUGUGGAUAUGUGCUUCCAUCAGUCAGCACACAGAGUAUUAGUCUGGACCCAGUAUCUCUGGAAUGUAGUAGCCAAACACUGAGACUGGAGAGAGCGAGAGGGAGAGGGAGAGGGAGGGAGAGAGGGAGAGGG